AGGAGUGGCUCCAGUCCAUUCCCUCCGUGGGCAGUUAACUUUGCUAGACUCUCACCGCUUCUCUCAAAGAAACAAUUCAGUUAACUUUGCUAGACUCACUGCUUAUCUCAAAGAAACAGUUUAAGGAUGUCUCCGUGAACGACGGAUCGCGAUUCAAGAUUGCUAGGACGUUAAUACCAUUAUUAUUCACUAUACUUCUCGCGAGCAAGACUAUUUCUCCUUAGGAUAAGGGUAAUACGACAAAAAGCAUUCCCUGUGAUUUGCAAUACGAAACAACUCUUUAAAUGCAACGCUGUUUGAUUUAUGAGAAAAGUAUGGCAGCCGAGACGAAGAAUGGCGGAACAUCUCUGAGCAACUGUAAAGAUCACAGCAGGAGAAAACUACUUGUCGGAGUGGACCUCUUCUGUCUCUUUUUAGCCGGCCUGCCUUUCUUGGUCAUUGAGACCAGCGCUGUUCAGCCUUACCGUAGAGGCUUUUACUGCGACGAUGAGUCCAUCACAUACCCGGCCAAAAAUGGAGACACCAUUAGCGACAGUGUGCUUAGUGCUGCUGGCAUUCUUAUCACCAUCCUCUCUAUCAUCAUUGGGGAGAGCUACCGGAUCUACUUCCUCAACGAGGGCUCCAAGUCAUUUGUAGGGAAUCCCUACAUCUCCGCCCUGUACAAGCAGGUGGGCGUGUUUGUCUUUGGCUGCGCCAUCAGUCAGUCUUUCACCGACAUCGCCAAAGUGUCCGUGGGCCGCCUGCGCCCGCAUUUUCUCGACGUGUGCAAACCCGACUUCACUACUAUCAACUGCUCCCUGGGCUACAUCACCGACUACCAGUGUCAGGGGCCCGAGAGUAGAGUCCAAGAGGCCAGGAAGUCUUUCUUUUCUGGACACGCCUCCUUUUCCAUGUACACCAUGCUUUAUCUGGUGUUUUACCUUCAGUCUCGUUUCUCCUGGCAUGGAGCCCGGUUGCUGCGCCCUCUGACCCAGUUCACCCUCAUCAUGAUGUCCUUCUACACCGGCCUGUCCCGCGUCUCUGAUCACAAGCAUCACCCCACUGAUGUUUUGGGUGGUUUCGUUCAAGGUGCGCUGGUGGCCUACUGCAUUGUGUUCUUCGUCUCAGAUUUGUUCAAGGCCAAAGGGAGACGUUGCGCCUUAUCUUUGACUCCUGUGAAGAAAGACCUCGUCCCUCCAGCAGACAUCAGGGAGAGGAGCAAUCAUCUCAUCAUGGCAUAGCAAGCCCUGCAAACUGUCCAUUCAGAAAUCACUAUGACAGACACUGGCUCCGCAAACUGGGACUAAAUGAACAAGAACAGUGUGUGGAGGAAGUAGAAGAUUCCCUAAGAUGAGAAAAGGCUGCAGGAAAAACACAAACGGAAACCUGCACGUGUUUGCUGGGUGUCACUGCAGAAUUCCAUGUUGCAAGAGAGAGGACUGAUCAGCCUCCUUUGUGAAGGAUAUCAUCUUGGAGUUGGAGGCCUCCUCCCACUGUCAAGGUUGUUCCAUGCGCACAGGGUGAGAAAUAGCAGCUGCAUCCAGCAUGCAAGCAAUUAUCCUUCCACUCACUCGCUGUGCGGCCCAUUCCAGUUAAAAAACAAAUUCCUUGAGUUUAGGAAGGAUGUUGCAUUACUCUUUCUAUUGUAGUAAUCAAUAUGCAAAUUGUAAAGAAACGUUUGAUUUCUAGCACUAUGUUAGCUAAACACAUUAGCCGUUACCACUUGAAUGACCUGAAGUGAAGCUUUUGAAAAGCUUUGUAAACGUUUAGUGUUGUUUGUGAUUUCUUAUCAAUAGUGCACAUGAGAGUGUGUGUGUGUGGGGCGGGGGAGGGGGGGGGGGGCGCACAUGUACAUCAGACGUGGGUCUCAUUCUGCUGGCUCGGAUGAGUCCCCCAACAAAGCCAUUUAAUGAAAAGGACUGUCUCUUACAUAUACCAGACGUCUGUGUGUGUGUGUGUGUGUGUGUGUGUGUGUGUGUGUGUGUGUGUGUGUGUGUGUGUGUGUGUGUGUGUGUGUGUGUGUGUGUGUGUGUGUGUGUGUGUGUGUGUGUGUGUGUGUGUGUGUGUGUGUGUGUGCGUGCGUGUGUGUGUGUGUGUGUGUGUGUGCGCGUGCGUGCACGCGCGCGCGCUAUGUGCCUCUCUGUCCAGCCAUAGACGGAAUACUUGUUCGUGGAGACACUGUGGAAAACAAGCGUCACAUGCCGCGCACGUUCUAAAAGUGUUGCUAAUCCGAGUGAUGAUUCACAUCACUGACAAAUCCUGUGACAAUGUCAUGUGUUUUAUUUUACACAGGCAUUUAUGUACUUAUUGACAGACGGGGUACUCUUUAGAACAGGUACCAAAGCACAACCUCACUAAACAAAUAACUUUAUAAGGAUUUGGCACGUUGUAAAGCACCUUGUAAAACUCAUCGUGAUGAGUUUCUGCUUCCUAUUGGAUUGUUACAUUGGCUUUGUACACAUUUAAACAGGUUUUCAUGCAAUUUUUUGUUGUAAUAGAAAAUAAGACUUUUUCUUUUGACAACUUUGAACCACUGAUUGAAAGCUUCAUUUUACCAGUUCUAUUUGUGAUUGUCUUGAAGAGCUAUAGUGCGUCAGAAUUUUAUGUUCAGUAUGUUACAUUGUAUCAAAAGUGUUUGUAAGUGUGCCUGUUGUGGAAAAUCAUCACUCGGACUUUGUGUCUACACCUGUGUAAAUGCUGCUUGAAGAGGUGAGCGUCAUUGUUAAUAAAGAGGGCUUAAAAAAACUUCAGUACAUUUCUGUUUAAAGUGCCGCACAGUAUUUUUGUUUAAAGUGCCUCACAGUAUUUUUGUAUUGCCAACGUUCAAUUGUUGUAUCACACUACACGAUGUAAAAGUGUCUUGAAUAAAAUACGCAAAAAUCAA
This is a messenger RNA of Syngnathus typhle (broad-nosed pipefish), 2863 nucleotides long. RefSeq names its product phospholipid phosphatase 3-like. The record is from RefSeq and is a predicted model, not a curated record. Lineage: Eukaryota; Metazoa; Chordata; Actinopteri; Syngnathiformes; Syngnathidae. Gene Ontology annotation, molecular function: phosphatidate phosphatase activity. The transcript has 6 exons. Bases 285 to 1220 code for a protein of 311 amino acids. Gene Ontology annotation, biological process: phospholipid metabolic process; phospholipid dephosphorylation; canonical Wnt signaling pathway.